CUUUUUUUUUCCGUAGUGACUCAAUACCCUUGAUAUGUCAGAUCGAUACAGACCUUCCGGAGGUGCAAACAGAGGCAGACCUCGGGGUGGUGGCCAAUAUCGAAGUCAAUUUGGACCCGGAGGAAAUAACCAAAGUGGGAGUGGAAAUGGAGGAAGUACUGGAGGAAGAUCUUCAAGAGAUUACUAUUCUGAACCGAAAAGAUACGGGCAAGAAAACUCCAGAGAUAUAUAUAGACCAGGUGGUCCAUCAGGAACCAGCCAGAGAGGUGCAGCACCUACUCGACCAAGUGGAAAUGGCCCUCCAACUGGUCCAUCAGGUGCCCGAGCUCUUCCAACUGGACCUUCUGGUUACCGGUCAACCCCAAAUCAGAAACCACAACAUUCAGAAGGUGGUGAUACGUACAGACCUUCUCACCCUUCAAAAAUACAACCUUCUCAAGGAGGUAGAUCUUCAAGACCUUCACUUCCACCACAACAAAGCACAAUCCAGAACGGGAAGAGACCACUUCCGCAUGAACCUAAAUUUGUAGAUGGCCCAGGAGGUCACGGGGGCCCAAGUGGUGCGGAUGACGACAGUUAUUACAAGAGACAAGACAGACAUGGUGGUGAUUAUGGCCAUCAAUCUCAAUAUAGAGAUACACGUCCAAUUAGGGGUCAACGCGGAGGGGCAAGAGGAGGAGGAGCAGCUAUACGUGGACGUGGAGGAUCCAUGAGAGGGGGCCGCGGAGGAGGACGCGGAGGGGCUUCAGUGGGAGACUCCAGAGUUCCUAAUAAUAAACCAAAUGGACCUCAUCCAUCUACACAUAAAAAGGUUCGUAAAGACCUUAAAAAAUCACAAAUAUAUCUGAUGAAAGUAACGAAACCAUUUGAAAUUUAUGCAAGAGUACAACAAGUUGGUGAAGGAACUUAUGGUAAGGUUUAUAAGGCCAAGAAUUCAAUUACCAAUGAAUUUGUUGCAUUAAAGAAAUUAAGAUUAGAAACUGAACGAGAAGGAUUCCCCAUCACUGCAUUACGUGAAAUUAAACUUUUACAAUCAUUCAAUCAUGUGAAUGUGGUUGGGUUAUUAGAAAUGAUGGUUGAAUCAAAUCAAAUAUAUAUGAUUUUUGAUUAUAUGGAUCAUGAUCUUACUGGAUUACUUACACAUGUUGACGUUCAAUUAGAAGAAUGUCAUAAGAAAUUUAUUUUCAAACAAUUAAUGGAAGGGUUAAAUUACUUACAUAGGAAACGAGUGAUUCAUCGGGAUAUCAAGGGAUCAAACAUCUUAUUAAAUAACAUUGGUGUUGUCAAAAUUGCUGAUUUUGGAUUGGCUAGAACCAUGAAAUCUGUAUUAAAUGGUGAAAGUCCUGAUUAUACCAAUCGUGUGAUCACUAUUUGGUACCGUCCACCUGAACUUUUGUUAGGAUCUACUGAUUAUGGAAGAGAAGUUGACAUUUGGGGGGUUGGAUGUUUAUUAAUUGAAUUAUAUUCAAGAUCAGCUAUAUUCCAAGGAUUUGAUGAAGUUGGACAAUUACAAAAAAUCUUUAAUAUUAUGGGGACACCAACAAUAAAAGAUUGGCCAAGAAUGGAUGAUUUACCAUGGUUUGAAAUGUUAAAACCAAAAAUUAAUAAGGCAAGUAUUUUUGAAAGAGAUUAUCGUCCAUUAAUGUCAGAAUUAAGUUUUGAUUUAGCAAAGAAUUUAUUAAUGUUAGAUCCAUCACGUCGUUUCAAUGCUGAAAAGGCCCUUGAACAUCCAUAUUUCUAUAUGGAUCCAAAACCCGAACCUCUUUAUUUCUUGAAGGAAAUGAAGGGAGAAUGGCAUGAGUUUGAAACUAAAAAGAGAAGAAGAAAGGAGAGAAAGAGAAUCCAAGAAGCCAAAGAAAAGGAAGAAAAGGAUUCAAGAACAUCUGCACCAGCCACUGGAAGACCGGUAACCGAUAGUAUCCCAGUUACUGAGAAUUUAGAAUAGGAAUAAUAUAAUUCAUUAAUAUAAUUCAUUAAUUAAAUUUGAAGGGGAAU
Molecule: messenger RNA, 1995 nt
Organism: [Candida] anglica
Lineage: Eukaryota; Fungi; Ascomycota; Pichiomycetes; Serinales; Debaryomycetaceae
Source: the annotation of a GenBank genome assembly